Molecule: messenger RNA, 1323 nt
Organism: Oryza brachyantha (malo sina)
Lineage: Eukaryota; Viridiplantae; Streptophyta; Magnoliopsida; Poales; Poaceae
Product: splicing factor YJU2
Exons: 8
Coding region: 1-984 (327 amino acids)
Biological process (GO): mRNA splicing, via spliceosome
Cellular component (GO): U2-type catalytic step 1 spliceosome
Source: RefSeq, a predicted model, not a curated record
AUGGGUGAGCGGAAGGUGCUGAACAAGUACUACCCGCCGGACUUCGACCCGUCGAAGAUCCCCCGGCGGCGGCAGCCGAAGAACCAGCAGAUCAAGGUGCGCAUGAUGCUCCCCAUGAGCAUCCGCUGCGGCACCUGCGGCACCUACAUCUACAAGGGCACCAAGUUCAACUCGCGCAAGGAGGACGUCGAAGGCGAGAAAUACUUGGGAAUACAAAUAUUUAGGUUUUACUUCAAGUGUACUAAGUGCUCAGCAGAGAUAACUUUCAAAACGGACCCUCAGAAUUCUGACUACACAGUGGAAUCUGGGGCUAGUCGGAAUUUUGAACCUUGGCGUGAAGAGGAUGAGGUAGCAGACAAAGAAAAGAGGAAACGGGAUGAAGAGGAGAUGGGCGAUGCAAUGAGAGCAUUGGAGAAUAGAGCAAUGGAUUCAAAGCAGGACAUGGAUAUACUUGCUGCUUUGGAAGAGAUGCGAUCCAUGAAGUCUAGACAUGCUGGAGUCACAGUUGACCAGAUGCUUGAAAUUUUGAAGCAAUCUGCUCAUGAUAAGGAGGAAAAAACAGUAGCAGAGCUAGAUGAAGAAGAUGAGAAACUUAUCAAAUCAAUCACUUUUCACAACUCCAAAGAUUAUGUAAAACGGAUAGAAGAUGACGAUGACGAUGAUGAAGAUUUGGCUAUACCAGGCCAAUCGAGUAGCACAUCAAAGAUGAAUGGAUCCUCUGAGUCAGCAGUGAAUCCAACAGAUGUGUUGACCAAGACUAGUGGAUCUGAAAAUGCCAAUAAAGAAGGAAACAAGAGCUGGCCAUCAAAGAUGCCGAAAUUCAUAGUGAAGCCGAAGUCAGAUCCUAGUAAGAAACAGAAGACAGAGACCGUCGCGACCCCAGAUAAUGGUAAAGCGCCAAUCGUAGAAAUAAAAAGUGAACCUGCGCAGAACAAUGUUCUCCAGUCCCUCUGCCAAAACUACGACAGCGAUGAAAGUGAGUGAUGCUUCCGCCGCCUGUCUGCUUCGAGUCGUAACUGCGAAUCGCCAUUGCACUGGUUGCAGUGGAGGAUUAAGUGCUAACACUGGAUCACCAGAUUUCUGAGGAUCAAUUGCCACGAAUCCAAAUCCCAAUCCGUGGCUAUUCUAACAGCCCAGGCGAGAUCUGUGCGUGUGUUGUUUGUAGCGGGAUAAACAUCCCGUAAUCAAAUUACACAGGUAAUAUCAAUAUCCUGUAAUAUUGACAGUGAAGAUAGUUAUUAACAUUGGGUUCUUGCGCCAAUUCUUGAUAUUUGGAGGUUAUAAAGUAACUCAAAACUACGUUGCUGACAUGCGUCCAGUCUU